CACUGUGGCACACGGAGGUGGGUGGCCAGCACCACGCCCGGCCGCCUUUGUCUUCCCAGUGCUGGCGACGUUUAACUCCACACCACCGCUUCACCAGAUACUCAUUUGAGGCUGAGCCGACCUACAGCAGACCCAGGGUCGACUCUGUGCGCCCUUGCCAAGAUGGCGCUCGUGUUUUGCACAACUAAAUGACGUCAUGCCGCCUUACUUUUUUAUGCGGGGGGGGGGAGUUCGGGGCAAGCGAAUCGAAUCACCAACAUGACGUCACUUUAGAAAACGUUUUAAAAAACAUCAUUGGGUGAGCUUAAAAGAUAACAAUAGAUCAUAGGCAACGUUUCGAGCAAUGGCCCUUCCUCGCAUAUAAAAAAUAAUAGGCGACGUUUCGGUCUAAUUUUUGAGAAGCAACAUAUGACGUAAUAACUGUACAAGGUAGCCGCGUCGAUGACGACAUUUGUGUAUCGCGACGUCACGCGAGGACGGCAGGGGAGGUGGCGGCGUCGCGUCUUGGGAAACGGUGCCCGGACCCCCGGACGUCGUGAAAUGAUCCGCGAGCAAUUCCACGGCCGGGAUUUCAACGCGGCGCGCGUGCUUCCGUCGCGACGACGCAGGGGAGCGGUCGAGGUCAUUGCGACGAUCGCCAUCGCCCCCAUCGCCCGCCCCAUCACCCCCCCCCCCCCCCCCCCCCCCCCCCCCCCCCAACGCCGCCCGCAAACGAGCGCAGCCUAGCAAAGGCGCGCGACCCGCCAGCCGGCCGCACAGCCUUCUGGGGAGGGCGCCGUGCGAGCAGCGCCGUGCGACGAGCCGCCGAGAGCCUCGUUCGGCUUUGGACUUGCAGCGUCGCUGGGCUGCACGAGGCAGCAAUGAUGGCGACCGCCGCCAGUCGCGCGACAGCCGCGUCCGAGAGCUCCGUUAGCGCACACGGAGAGGCCGCGGGAAGACGGAGGUAGAGUAGAGCGCGAGGGAAUGAGAGGCGGGGAAUGCGAUGAAGGAAGUGAGCCGCUCGCUCGCCCGCCUGCUCACUCGCUCACCCACCUAAUCACCCACCUACUCAUCCACCUACUCACCCACCUAGUCACCCAUCCACCUACUCAUCCUCCUACCCACCCACCCCCCCUACUCACCCUUCUCCUCACCCACCUCCUCACCCACCUACGCACCGACCGGUUGUCCCGAAGGCACGGUUGAAGACGGCCCGGCGUGGCGGGAGACUUGACGCUGCGAUGCACCGCUGCGACGAGUGUCCGUACAGCACGGACAAGCGCAGCCGCCUCACCAUCCACCGGCGCACGCACACUGGCGAGAAGCCCUACGGCUGCCAGGUGUGCGGCAAGGCCUUCGCCGACACGACGGCCCUCUACCGGCACCGUAGCACGCACAGCGACGAGAAGCCGCACGCGUGCGCCCUCUGCGGCAAGUCCUUCCGCCUGCCGGCGCACCUCGAGAUCCACGGGCGGACGCACACGGGCGAGAAGCCCUACCGGUGCGACGCGUGCGGCAAGACCUUCUCGCGGUCGGGCGGCCUCCACCGGCACCGCCGGGUGCACACGGGCGAGAAGCCCUUCGCGUGCUCCGUGUGCGGCAGGGCGUUCAAGCACUCGGGCGACCUGCGGAUCCACGGGCGCACGCACACGGGCGAGAAGCCCUACCGGUGCGGCGUCUGCGGCAAGGGCUUCGCGCAGUUCGGCGGCCUCUACAGCCACCGGAGCACGCACACGGGCGACAGGCCGCACGUGUGCACCGUGUGCGGCGGCGCCUUCGCCCGGCCGGGGAACCUGGCCCGGCACCGGAGGACUCACGCCGGCGAGAGGCCGCACGCGUGCCCCGAGUGCGGCCGGGCGUUCGCGACGGCGGGAGAGCUGCACGUGCACGGGCGCACGCACACGGGCGAGAGGCCGUACGCGUGCGACGAGUGCGGCCGGGCCUUCGCGCAGUGGGGGGCCCUGCAGAGCCACCGCAGCGUGCACACCGGCGCCCGGCCCCACGGCUGCUCGGCGUGCGGGAAGAGCUUCGCCAAAGCGGGCGACCUGCGGAGGCACCGGCGGACGCACACGGGCGAGAAGCCGUACCGGUGCGACGCGUGCGGCAAGGCGUUCUCGCAGUCGGGGACGCUGCACGUCCACCGGAGGACGCACGAGGGCGAGCGGCCCUACAAGUGCACGCUGUGCGGGAAGCGGUUCACGCAGUCGGGGACGCUGCACAGCCACCGGCGGACGCACCGCGGGGAGGCGCGGCCGCGGCGAGAGUGCGCGGUCUGCGGCAGGAAGGGGCCGUCGCGCUCUCGGCGCUCGAACCGCGACGGCGACGACGGCGACGAGUCGUACGAGUGCGGCCGGUGCAGGAAGGGGCUCUCCGGCAUUCCGGCCUGCGCUCCCAGUGCGGAGGACUCCCGCGGGCGCGCCACGCCGGGGAGGGAGGCCGCGCCGCCCGGGGGGAGCGACGCCGGAGCGCUGCCGCCGGCGGCGUCACUCGUCAUCAAGGAGGAGCCUGAAGACGAAGGCGUCGCUGCUGGGGGAGACGCCUGGCUGGGGGUGAAUCCUGGCAGCGAGGAGGAAGAGGAGGAGGAGGAAGAGGAGGAGGAAGAAGAGGAGGAGGAGGAAGAGGAGGAGGAGGAAGAGGAGGAGGAGGAAGAGGAGGAGGAAGAGGAGGAGGAAGAAGAGGAAGAGGAGGGAUAUCCAACCUUCCUCUUGUCGGCCGUGAAGACGGAGCGCGACGACGAGAAAUUCGUCCUCGGCGCGGACUGCGGGGUGACGGUGGGCGAGGUGAUCGGCCCUGGCGAGGAGGAGGUGUCCCUUCCCUCGACUUAUACCGAAUUGGAGGGCGUGGGACACGGGCCCGCGCAUGCCUUGACGACUUGGCUGCAGGUGCACGCGAUCUCCCCCCCCCACCGCCCUCCCCCCAUUCUUGCCGGAUCCCCGGCACCACCGUCGCCGCCCGCCAUGCACCGCUGCGGCCAGUGCGAGUACAGCACCAGCUACCGGGGCCACAUGGAGGUCCACCGCAGGAAGCACACGGGCGAGAAGCCCUUCAAGUGCGCCGCGUGCGACAAGUCCUUCGUCCACCUGGGCCACCUCCACCGGCACCAGCGCUCGCACUCGGGCGAGAAGCCCUACCGGUGCGACGCGUGCGGCAAGACCUUCACGCAGUCGGGCAACCUGCACAACCAUCGGCGGAUCCACACCGGCGAGCGGCCCUUCAAGUGCGCCGUGUGCGGCAAGGCGUUCAGCCAGACGGGCAACCUCCACAACCACCUCAUGACGCACAUGGAGGAGAAGCCGUACAAGUGCGCCGUGUGCGGCAAGGCGUUCACGCGCACCGGCAACCUGCACAAGCACCAGACGAUCCACACGGGCGAGAAGCCGCACGAGUGCUCGCUGUGCGGCAUGGCGUUCUCCCAGCCGGGCACCCUGCACCGGCACCACCGCACCCACACGGGCGAGAGGCCCUACCGCUGCACGCUGUGCGGCAAGGCGUUCACGCAGUCGGGGACGCUCACCAAGCACCAGCGCGUCCACCGGGAGGAGAACGCCGUUCACGCGCACUUCCUGGACGGCGGCGGCGGCGGCGGCGACGGCGACGACGGCGACGGCGACCACGGCGGCGUUGCGACGAGGUUCCCCCGCAUGAAGCAGGAGCCCGAGGGAAGCCCCGGCCUCUACGGAACGUCGCCACCGCCGUCACCGAAGUCGUCGCCGCCGCCGACGCCAACGGCGUCGCCGUGCGGGGCGACCGUGAAGCACGAGGAGGAGGAGCUGGAGGAGGAGGAAGAGCUGGAGGAGGAAGAGGAGGAGGUGGAGUCUAACGGGGGCUCUGACCUCGUCACCGUGAAGCGAGAGAGGGCCGACCAUUAGCGGGAGCCACGCUGCUCCGCUCCCCGUCAGGGCCCUGGAUCAAACCACCGUCGUCAUCGUCACACACCGCGCCAUCGUCACACACCGCGCCAUCGUCACACACCGCCAAAGCGUUGGCCCGCGGUUCAGAAUGUUCCCUCCAAAAUCCGCAUCCUUCACCUCGCCCGCUUCAUUCCAACCGGGCUCCCCUCUUCCUGAGCCUGCUCUGUACAGAACUUCGUCGCGACUGCUUGGCAUCAACGGUACCCCACAGCACCCCACCCCACACCACACCCUACCCCAACACCACCCCACACCCUACCCCAACACCACCCCACACCCUACCCCAACACCACCCCACACCCUACCCCAACACCACCCCACACGCACAGUCUCCCGGAGGAGCGCGCGGGGGCGGCUGCACGCGACGCUGAACCGAGAGAGUGAGAGAGUGAGAGAGCAGAGGAGGCGUGGGGGGGGGGGGGGUGAAGAAACUACCGCGGGAUCCUCUGCGCGAGGAAUUGAAACGCGCGGCCGCGUCCACGUCGGGUAAGACUCGUUGGGGGGGGGGGGGGGGCUGGACGUACCGACGCGACAAGUCCCACCGCACGGACGCGCGCCCGCGCCCGCGCUUCGCAGCUGCGUCGCCGUUUUGAGUGACGGUCGAUGUCAGAAAGCCUCGCCGCCGAAUCUCGAGGCUAUCCCUCCCCCCCCCGCCGCCGCCGCCGCCGCCGCCCUCCCUCCAUCGUCUUCGGUGAAGGUGGUGGUCCCGGGCUUCGGUCGGGGGAGGUUCCAUCGGAGGGAGAGGGAGGAGGAGGAGGAGGGGGCGGAGCGUGCCGUGGCGGGACUGUCCGGAGAUUCUGGCCCCGCGCUCGCGCAUCAGUGGCGACGUUUUCUGAACCGCUUUCGGUGGGCUCGGCCUCGAACGUUGCCUGCUCGGGGGUGACGGUCGGCCGUGGUCGUCGCGGGCGAUGGAACACGAGCACGGGCCACCGUUCUGGACGCUUCCUCCCUUGCGAGGGCGCGGGGGGGGACAACCGGCACGCGCUCCUGUCGCGGUGUCCGACGCGGAAACGCGUCGGGCGUUUCGCGACGUCGUUGGAACGGCGACGUCGGUCUGUGCGCGUGUUUGUUGCGACGCUGCCACUCCACAGCAGCAGCGGCGGCGGCCGUUGGCGUACGUACGGUGCGGAAGACGGUCAUCGGGCGAGCGUGCACACGCGCCCGUUCAUCCUUCCGCGGGCCAAUGCGGUUAUUUUGUUGUUGUUUUUUAUUAUGUUCAUUCGUUCAGCCGUACGGUUUACUCUGCAGCCAGGCACUUUUUUUGUAUUUUGGUUUAGUUAUUUCUCUUUGGGGAAAGAUUAAUUCUGUAAACGAAAAAAAUCCUGCGGGGUGGGGGGGGGGUGGGUGGUCAGUUCAUUAUUUCGAUAGAAUUUAUGGUUUGUUACGUCCCCCCUCCCCCCCCCCCCCACGUGCAAUAUUUAUCCUACGUCCAGAUUUCGCUACGAGGUUGCAGCAGCAGCAGCAGCAGCAGUCCCACCGUGCGCUUGCCGUUUGCCUCGAUCAACACAGGGGGGACUACAUAGCUGACGGCGGGCGGCUACUGAAAGGGUCAAUCGUUCCGCCAGACAGAUAGACUGACGAGAUUUCUCACGUAAACAAAACGCCAGUUAGUUACUACUUUAGCGUAGUGUAUAGCGUAGUGUACAGCGUAGUAUAUAGCGUAGUGUAGUGUAUAGCGUAGUGUCUAGUGUAGUAUACGACUUGAGCCCACCGGUGUGUUGGCGAGUAAAUCCAUUGUAUCUGUCUGUCGACUUGAUAACCCCCCACCAGCUUGCUGUGCUGCCAUGUCCCCGCAGCCGCGCAUUGCCUUGCUAUUCAUAUACGCGCCCCGCGCCCCACGCCCAGGUCAGAGUCGGAAUAUUUCUUUCUACUGGAGGAGGAAUCCGAUGCGCCGUGAAGCUCUUUUUUGCUCACAGAUGUCCAGUAGAAGGCGGCACGGGGAUAAGAAGUUUACAACAACGAGACGGUUACAAAUCAACAACAACAACAACAACACGACGGUGGUUGCAGAGUACAAGUAAGGUAAACAAAUUUGCCCCAAAUAAAAAAAAACACGAAAACAUAAAUCGUCACCGUCCUUAAACCAGGCAAAGCCCACCGAGCCCCUCAACUUAAUUGUCAGAAGCGACCUGGCCGGCUGUCGCGAUAGCGCAAGGAAGUGGCUCACCGUGUGUUACGGACCCAUGUGGUCAUUGCGUUCGUGCACGCGUGCACAACUCUUUUUUUUCACGCUUGCACAUCCGAGCCGUGCCAGCACGGCACGGGGUUUUGUCUUGCCAUGUCGGAACAGAACGGGGAAAACGCCAGCCUCGCAAGAAGAUAACGUCUGGACUGUGACUCCGGUUGGGUGGGUGGGGCCAAGCAGGGCCAGGGGUGUGUGAUGUCGAUACGGGACGAACCGAGCGGCCACGUACGCGCGUCUUCACGCAUCGCGAACAGCGCGUGACCUCGACCCCGCGGAGAGCCGAUAGCUUGCGUGCGUGCGUGCGCGCUGUACGACAAUGGGGAGCGGUAGUGGUAACGGUUAGCGCUACGCUGCGCUACGAACCUGGCGACCCGGGGCUAGGGCUGAACGAUUUGGGGAAAAUAU
Messenger RNA from Petromyzon marinus (sea lamprey), 6480 nucleotides. Lineage: Eukaryota; Metazoa; Chordata; Hyperoartia; Petromyzontiformes; Petromyzontidae. The record is from RefSeq and is a predicted model, not a curated record.